Molecule: messenger RNA, 15614 nt
Organism: Macrosteles quadrilineatus (aster leafhopper)
Lineage: Eukaryota; Metazoa; Arthropoda; Insecta; Hemiptera; Cicadellidae
Gene: RyR
Product: ryanodine receptor
Exons: 110
Coding region: 115-15504 (5129 amino acids)
Biological process (GO): intracellular calcium ion homeostasis; calcium ion transmembrane transport
Cellular component (GO): sarcolemma; sarcoplasmic reticulum membrane; calcium channel complex
Molecular function (GO): ryanodine-sensitive calcium-release channel activity; protein binding
Source: RefSeq, a predicted model, not a curated record
GUAGCGGCGUCCGACGUCGCAUCUCCGUCGACUUACGAUAUCUCGAGGAGUCCAUGAUGUGCGGCUAGGCCGGAGUGAUAGUUUUGUGGAUUUAUUUGUUUAUUGUGAGGAACCAUGGCGGACAGCGAAGGAGGAUCGGAGCAGGAUGAUGUCUCAUUCUUACGAACGGAAGACAUGGUCUGUCUCUCGUGCACCGCGACUGGGGAGAGAGUGUGCCUUGCGGCUGAGGGGUUUGGUAAUCGUCACUGCUUCCUUGAGAACAUCGCCGAUAAGAACAUUCCCCCAGAUUUGUCGACAUGUGUGUUCGUGAUAGAACAGGCUUUGUCAGUGAGGGCUCUACAAGAGUUGGUUACUGCAGCAGGAUCUGAAGAGGGAGGGGACUCUUUAGGUAAAGGAACAGGUUCUGGACAUAGAACUCUGCUUUAUGGCAACGCUAUUCUUCUGAGGCAUCAAAACAGUGAUAUGUACUUGGCUUGUCUGUCCACAAGUUCAUCCAAUGAUAAGUUGUCCUUUGAUGUUGGUCUACAAGAACAUUCUCAAGGUGAAGCUUGCUGGUGGACUGUACAUCCUGCGUCCAAACAGAGGUCCGAGGGUGAGAAGGUCCGAACUGGUGAUGAACUUAUCUUGGUCUCCGUGGCAACUGAGAGAUAUCUACACACAACCAAGGAAAAUGACUUAUCAGUGGUAAAUGCUUCUUUCCAUGUAACUCACUGGUCAGUCCAGCCUUACGGAACUGGAAUUAGCAGGAUGAAGUAUGUAGGUUAUGUGUUUGGUGGAGACGUCCUGAGAUUCUUCCAUGGAGGAGACGAGUGUUUAACAAUACCUUCUACGUGGAAUGAGGCAGCUGGACAAAACAUCGUGGUGUACGAGGGAGGCAGUGUGAUGAGCCAAGCUCGCUCACUGUGGAGGCUGGAGCUGGCUAGGACCAAGUGGGCCGGUGGCUUCAUCAACUGGUACCAUCCCAUGAGGAUACGACAUCUGACCACGGGCCGAUACUUGGGCGUCAACGAGAGCAACGAACUGACACUAGUAACACGAGAUGAGGCGACGACGGCGCUGUCUACGUUCUGCCUGCGUCAGGAGAAGGACGACCAGAAGGUGGUGCUAGAAGACAAGGACCUGGAGGUGAUAGGAGCCCCCAUCAUCAAGUAUGGUGACAGUACAGUGUUGGUGCAGCAUUCUGAGACUGGUCUUUGGCUUACGUACAAGUCAUAUGAAACAAAAAAGAAAGGAGUUGGUAAGGUGGAAGAGAAACAGGCAGUACUACAUGAGGAAGGGAAAAUGGACGACGGUUUGGACUUUAGCCGCAGUCAAGAAGAAGAGUCCAGAACUGCUAGAGUUAUUAGGAAAUGUUCUUCUCUCUUUACAAAGUUUAUUAGAGGCCUCGAAACUCUCCAAAUGAACAGAAGACAUUCACUAUUCUGCGCAACUGUGAAUCUCAAUGAAAUGGUUAUGUGUUUGGAAGAUUUGAUCAACUAUUUCGCCCAGCCUGCUGAUGAUAUGGAACACGAAGAGAAGCAGAACCGACUGCGUGCUCUGCGCAACCGACAGGACCUGUUCCAAGAGGAGGGUAUUCUGAACCUUAUCCUGGAGGCCAUUGACAAGAUCAACGUGAUCACCUCACAAGGCUUCUUGGUAGCACUGGCAGGAGAUGAGUCUGGACAGAGCUGGGAAGUCAUCUCUGGCUACCUCUACCAGCUGCUGGCUGCUAUUAUCAAGGGUAACCACACCAACUGUGCUCAGUUUGCCAAUUCCAACAGAUUGAACUGGUUGUUCAGUCGUCUCGGGUCCCAAGCGUCCAGUGAAGGUACUGGUAUGCUGGACGUACUUCACUGUGUCCUCAUAGACUCUCCUGAGGCCUUGAAUAUGAUGAGGGAUGAGCAUAUCAAGGUGAUCAUCUCCCUGCUAGAGAAGCAUGGUAGGGACCCCAAGGUACUAGAUGUGUUGUGCUCACUGUGUGUUGGUAACGGAGUGGCAGUGAGAAGCUCUCAGAACAACAUCUGUGACUUCCUGUUGCCAGGCAAGAACCUCCUGCUGCAGACUCAGCUAGUGGACCAUGUAGCCAGUGUGAGACCGAACAUCUUCGUAGGCCGGGUGGAAGGGUCGGCGAUGUACCAGAAGUGGUAUUUUGAAGUGACCUUGGACCACAUAGAACAAACCACACACAUGAUGCCUCACUUGCGCAUAGGCUGGGCUAAUACUGCCGGGUACAUUCCGUAUCCGGGAGGUGGUGAAAAGUGGGGUGGAAAUGGAGUUGGAGACGAUCUGUAUUCCUUUGGUUUUGAUGGAGCGAAUUUGUGGUCAGGUGGACGUAAGACGAUGGUUGUUCCAAACGCAGUGGAGCCGUUCAUAAAGAAGUCUGAUGUGAUCGGAGUGGCGUUAGAUUUGACAGUUCCUAUAGUAACUUUUACGUUCAACGGAGUCCCCAUCAAAGGUUGCUUCCGGGAUUUUAAUCUGGAUGGGAUGUUCUUUCCUUGUAUCAGUUGCUCUUCCAAACUCAGCUGCCGCUUCCUCCUGGGAGGUGACCAUGGCAGACUCAAGUACGUCCCUCCUGAUGAGUUCUCACCUCUGGUUGAGUGUUUGCUGCCUCAGCAAGUACUCUCCAUCGACCCUUGCUUCUACUUCGGCAACCUCAGCAAGGUGGUGCUGGCCGGCCCUUGGCAUGUAGAAGAUGACACGGCUUUUGUGCCUACACCUGUCGACACUUCCAUGAUCAAUCUACCAGUGUACAUAGAGAACAUUCGAGACCGGCUGGCAGAGAACAUUCAUGAGAUGUGGGCAAUGAACAAGAUAGAAGCCGGCUGGAUGUACGGGGAGCGCAGGGACGACAUACGCCAUAUACACCCUUGUCUGAUACAGUUUGAGCGUCUGCCACCUGCGGAGAAACGAUACGACACUCAGCUGGCUGUGCAGACAUUGAAGACCAUUCUUGCUCUUGGAUACCACAUAUCCAUGGACAAACCACCUUCCAGGAUCAAGAACAUCAGACUGCCCAAUGAACCCUUCUUGCAGAGCAACGGCUACAAACCAGCCCCACUAGACCUGUCCGCGAUUAACCUGAGCCCUAAGAUGGAGGAGCUAGUAGACCAGCUAGCAGAGAAUACUCACAAUCUUUGGGCAAAAGAAAGGAUUCAGCAAAACUGGACAUAUGGCCUUAAUGAGGACCCAGAUAUGCUGAGAAGUCCCCAUUUGGUGCCUUAUAGCAAAGUAGAUGAAGCGAUUAAAAAAGCCAACAGGGACACGGCCAGUGAGACGGUGAGGACACUCCUAGUCUAUGGAUACAACCUGGAUCCUCCUACAGGAGAACAACAUGAAGCCAUGUUGGCUGAAGGGCAGAGAUUACGUCAGCAGAGUUUUCGAACGUAUCGAGUGGAGAAAAACUACGCAGUUACCAACGGAAAGUGGUACUUUGAGUUUGAGAUUCUUACAGCAGGCCCAAUGAAAGUAGGCUGGGCCAGGGCCGACUGUCCUCCCGGCAAUCAGAUAGGUAGUGAUGAGUACUCAUGGGCUUUUGACGGCUUCAAUGAAGAGAAGUGUUAUCUCGGAACAGCUGAGUCGUUUGGCCGCCAGUGGAUUGUAGGAGAUGUGGUGGGGGUGUUCCUAGACAUGAUGGAUCAUACUAUCAGCUUUUCACUGAAUGGUGAACUUCUUAUGGAUGCUCUCGGAGGCGAGACUACCUUUGCGGAUGUUCAGGGCGAUGGGUUCGUUCCUGCUUUUACCCUUGGAGUGGGACAAAAGGCCAAAUUGACUUUUGGCCAAGAUGUCAACACACUCAAAUACUUUACCACGUGUGGUCUCCAAGAAGGUUAUGAACCAUUUUGUGUCAACAUGAACCGUCCUGUCACUUACUGGUAUACCAAGGACCAGCCUAUAUUCGAGAACACGGAUGACUACGUGGAUACUCGGAUAGAUGUCACUCGGAUCCCAGCCGGCUCGGAUACUCCCCCUUGUCUCAAGAUCAGCCAUAACACCUUCGAGACAAUGGAGAAAGCCAACUGGGAGUUCCUACGGCUCUGUCUGCCGGUCAUCUGCCAUUCGUCUUUCAUUGAGGAGAGUGAGAAGGUACGGAGAUGGCAGGAGAUCAAGAUAAGACAGCACAGACUGUUGGUGGAGGCUGAUCAGUCCACCCCAGCUCACAUUGAUCAGAUCAUCAAGUCUGGCUUCUCCAUGAGUGAUAUCAAAGGCUUGCACAGAGACUACUCUGAAGACGCAGUAGAAGCAGAUGAGAUGAUGAUGAGGGAUGCGACUCCCUCGACAAGACGCAAGCGAGAGAAACAACCAAACAGACCUCCGAGAAAGGGAUCCUUGUCUCGCAAUGAGGACAUGCCUCCGAUGAACGGCACUCUUGAGCAUGGAAAAAUGAAUAGAUCCACAAGUGAGCUGGAUCUGAACCGCUACAACGCUGAAGGUCAACUGUUGAACGGUCAGGAUAAAGACGACAAGAAAAAGCGAGGCCGGUCACCAUUCAGGUUCUUCUCUCGCAAGCGAGACGCCAGUGCCGAUGAGAGACUAAAGAAGGGUCGAACACCCGAACCACCCAGGGACAGAUCACCCGGACUCACCCGACCCACCAACCUCUCUGUGAGAAAUAAUCCACAGAUAAAAGUGUCUUCAUCUGAUCUGAAGAUAGUGCCUCCCCAGAUCCCAGACAGGAACGCUCCCAAGACCAUGUCUGUGGCGCCACCUGCAGGUGUGGAAACUGUGGGCAACGAGAUUUACGAUGCCGAGUGUCUCAAGCUGAUAAAUGAGUAUUUCUACGGAGUGCGCAUAUUCCCUGGUCAGGACCCGACACACGUGUAUGUAGGCUGGGUCACUACGCAGUAUCACCUUCAUAGCAAGGACUUUAACCAGAGCAGGGUACGCAAGUCUACGGUACACAUCAUGGACGACUACGGCAGAGUUGUGGAUAGUGUGAACCGACAGAGUUGCUACAUGGUGAGGGCUGAUGAGUUGUACAACGAGGUGACGCAAGAUGCGACAGGCAAGGGUGCGUCACAGGGAAUGUUUGUCGGCUGCUUCGUAGAUGCGGCCACUGGCUUCAUCACCUUCACCUGUGAGGGGAAAGAGACAAGCCACAAGUACAAGCUGGAGCCAGACUCCAAGCUGUUCCCUGCGGUGUUUGUUGAGGCCACCAGUAAGGAGAUCCUGCAGAUAGAGCUCGGCAGGACAUCCACAACUCUGCCAUUGUCUGCUGCAGUCCUGCAGAACUCUGACAGGCACGUCAUUCCGCAGUUCCCACCUAGACUGAAGGUGCAGUGUCUCAAGCCACACCAGUGGGCUAGAGUGCCCAAUGUCUCCCUGCAGGUGCAUGCUCUCAAGUUGUCAGACAUCCGUGGCUGGUCCAUGUUGUGUGAGGAUCCUGUAUCAAUGCUGGCCUUGCAUGUUCCCGAGGAGGACAGAUGCAUUGACAUCCUGGAGUUGAUCGAGAUGGAGAAGCUACUGUCGUUCCACGCACACACACUGACGCUUUACUCCGCCCUUUGCUACCAGAGCAACUACCGUGCGGCCCAUGCUCUCUGUCACCAUGUAGACCAGAAACAGCUGUUGUACGCCAUCCAAUCAGAGUACAUGUCCGGACCACUCAGACGGGGCUUCUACGACCUUCUAAUCUCACUGCAUCUGGAGUCACACGCAACUACCAUGGAGACUUGUAAGAAUGAGUACAUUAUACCAAUUGGACCAGAGAUCAAGGAGCUUUAUUCAGAUCCAGAGAUGGGUCACAGUUUGAGAUCUUUGAAAACAGAGUCCGUCCAGCCUCAAAUGAAGAUGACAGACAUUGCAGAGUCGGUUGACAACAUUCGUAGCCUCUACAGUCCCCACUUCCCCCUAGGUGUGGUGAGAGACUUUGUAAUGGCCGCGUUGGACCAGGCUGUACAGAUCAACCAGGUCCACAACAGAGACCCUGUUGGAGGCUCCAACGAGAACCUCUUCUUGCCUCUUCUCAAACUUGUGGACAGACUUCUCUUGGUUGGUAUUCUGACAGACGAUGACGUCAUCAAACUGUUGAUCAUGUUUGACCCUGAAACUUGGGAUCCUACUUUUGAAAAAGAGGGCAAGGACGAGCAUCGCAAGGGUCUGUUCUACAUGAAGAUGGCCGAGGGAGCCAAGCUGCAGAUGUGCUACUUGCUGCACCAUCUGUGUGACACUCAGCUCAGACACAGGGUGGAGUCUAUCAUUGCCUUCAGCUACGACUUUGUAGGAGACCUACAAGCGGAUCAGUUGAGAAGAUAUGUUGACAUCAAGCAGUCAGACCUACCAUCAGCCAUUGCUGCUAAGAAGACAAGGGAAUUCCGAUGUCCUCCAAGAGAGCAGAUGAACGCGAUCCUCGGGUUCAAGAACCUGGAGGAGGACGACACUGAGAACUGCCCUUGUGGCAAUGAGCUGAGAGAGAGUCUCAAUGGAUUCCACGAGAGACUUAUGAAACAUGUGUCUCUGGUGGCUCUGCAAGAACCACCUGCUGAGGAAACUUCAGCUGACGAUACUGCUAAGCCUGGGCCUCUGACACGUUUGUAUAACUUUAUAAAUGCUGUCAAGGAACUCGAGCAGCCUCCCAAAGAAGAGGAAGAACCAGAGAAAAAGACUCCAGAAGAGGUAUUCAGGAAGAUUCUGAUUUCAACAAUUGUGAAGUGGGCUGAAGAAUCUCAAAUUGAGACUUCAAAGCUUGUGAGAGAGAUGUUUAGUUUGUUGGUGAGACAGUACGAUUGUGUGGGUGAGCUAGUGCGUGCGUUGGAGAAGACUUACGUAAUCAACACCAAGACUCGUGCGGACGCAGCGCUCAUGUGGGUCGGUCUCAGUCAGAUACGAGCUCUGCUGCCCGUACAGAUGAGUGAGGAAGAGCAGGGACUGAUGAGGGAACGACUGUGGAAACUAGUGAACAACCACACAUUCUUCCAGCACCCUGACCUGAUUAGAGUGUUGCGUGUCCAUGAGAACGUGAUGGCAGUGAUGAUGAAUACCUUGGGUCGCAGAGCUCAGGCUCAGUCAGAUACUCCCCAAGCUGGGACUGGACAGGAAGGGGAGGCACCUGUCAAGGAGAAGGAUACCUCUCACGAGAUGGUAGUGGCGUGUUGUCGUUUCCUCUGCUACUUCUGCCGCACAUCUCGUCAGAACCAGAAGGCAAUGUUUGACCACCUGGCCUUCCUGUUGGAGAACAGUAACAUCCUGUUAGCCAGACCAUCACUGAGGGGCAGUACUCCUCUGGAUGUGGCUUACUCGUCUGUCAUGGAAAACACGGAACUCGCUCUGGCUCUCAGGGAGCAUUACUUGGAGAAGAUCGCCAUCUACCUGUCUCGUUGUGGACUCCAGUCUAACACGGAGUUGGUGGAGAAGGGCUACCCAGACUUGGGUUGGGACCCGGUAGAAGGAGAGAGAUACUUGGACUUCCUGCGCUUCUGCGUCUGGGUUAACGGUGAGAGUGUAGAGGAAAACGCCAACCUUGUGAUUCGUCUGUUGAUCCGACGACCCGAGUGUCUAGGACCAGCUCUACGGGGAGAGGGUGAAGGCUUACUCAGGGCUAUCAUGGAUGCCAACAAGAUGUCUGAGCGUAUCGCUGACCGACGCAAGUUGAAGGACGAGGCGGAAGGUUCAGCAAUGCCGCUGCAGUUUGAACACCCACUGCCUGAGUCUGAUGAUGAUGAAGACUACAUAGACACAGGAGCUGCCAUUCUGGCUUUCUACUGUACUCUGGUCGACUUGCUGGGCCGGUGCGCUCCCGAUUCCUCCGUCAUUGCUCAGGGUAAGAAUGAGUCUCUCAGAGCACGUGCCAUUCUGAGAUCUCUGGUGCCUUUGGAAGAUCUGCAAGGAGUUUUGAGCCUCAGGUUCACUCUGCAGAAUCCUGCAGCCGGGGAAGAGAGACCAAAGAGUGACAUGCCUUCAGGCCUGGUGCCUGGUCAUAAGCAAAGCAUCGUGCUGUUUUUGGAACGGGUUUAUGGCAUCGAAACUCAAGAAUUGUUCUUCAAAAUUCUAGAGGAAGCUUUCUUGCCAGAUCUCCGUGCUGCUACCAUGCUUGACCGAAAUGACGGGCUAGAGUCAGACAUGGCCUUGUCCAUGAACAGAUACAUCGGAAACUCUGUACUGCCUUUGCUCAUCUCUCACUCCAAGUUCUACAACGAGGCAGACAACUACGCCAACCUGUUGGACGCCACUCUACACACCGUGUACAGGCUGUCCAAGAACCGCAUGCUUACCAAGGGUCAGCGAGAGGCGGUGUCUGACUUUCUGGUGGCACUGACUAGCCAAAUGCAGCCUAGCAUGUUGUUGAAGCUGUUGAGGAAGCUGACUGUAGAUGUGUCCAAGUUGUCAGAAUACACAACCGUCGCUCUCAGGUUGCUGACCCUCCACUAUGACCGGUGUGCCAAGUACUACGGCUCUACGGGAGGCCAAGGUCUCUACGGAGCUUCCAGUGACGAGGAGAAGCGGCUCACUAUGAUGCUCUUCAGCAACAUCUUUGACUCUUUGUCUAAAAUGGACUAUGACCCCGAGUUGUUCGGCAAAGCUCUGCCCUGCCUGACUGCCAUUGGUUGUGCUCUGCCGCCCGACUACUCGUUGUCUAAGAACUAUGACGAGGAGUAUUACGGUGGGGCCAAGACUACUGCCGCGGAGUCUACUGACGGACCUUACAACCCAGAGCCCAUUGAUACUACUGUUGUGGUGUUAAACAACGAUCUAAACCAGAUUGUUCAGAAGUUUUCGGAGCAUUACCACGAUGCCUGGGCGAGCAGGAAAUUUGAGAAUGGCUGGAACUACGGAGACUCUUGGUCCGAUUCUCAGAGGACACAUCCUCGUCUCAAGCCUUACCACAUGCUGAAUGACUAUGAGAAGGAGAGAUACAAAGAACCAGUUCGAGAGUCUCUCAAGGCGCUACUGGCUAUCGGCUGGACCGUCGAACACUCCGAGAUCGACGUGCCUUCCAACAACCGCGGUUCCAUUCGCCGUCCAUCCAAGCCUAACGUUGUAAGUUUAGCUGCGGGUUUUACGUCAUUGGCUUUGCUAGGAGCUGACGCUUCUCCGUUCAACUACCAUCCCAACCCCAUAGACAUGGCAAACCUGACUCUGAGCAGAGAAAUGCAGAACAUGGCCGAGAGAUUGGCUGAGAACUCACAUGACAUCUGGGCCAAGAAGAAGAAGGAGGAACUCAUCACUUGUGGUGGAGGGAUCCAUCCACAGUUAGUUCCUUACGACCUGUUGACCGACAAGGAAAAGAAGAAGGAUCGUGAGAGGUCCCAAGAGUUCCUCAAAUAUCUUCAGUAUCAAGGCUAUAAACUCCACAAGCCCAGCCGUGGAGGUCCCAGUGAGCAAGAGCAGAUGGCCCAGCAGUCUACUGGUGAGUUGAGGUUUGCCUACAGUCUACUGGAGAAGCUGAUACAAUACAUGGACAGAGCUUCCAUCAACAUGAAGCUUCUCAAGCCUUCCACGACGUUCAGCAGGAGGUCGAGCUUCAAGACUUGUACUAGGGACAUCAAGUUCUUCUCCAAAGUUGUGCUUCCCCUUGUAGAGAAAUACUUCAGCACUCACAGAAACUACUUCAUUGCAGUAGCAACAGCUUCCAACAAUGUAGGAGCAGCAUCUCUCAAGGAAAAAGAAAUGGUUGCCAGUUUGUUCUGCAAACUUGCUAACCUGUUACGCUCACGAUUGGCAGCAUUUGGAGCAGAUGUUCGUAUCACUGUCCGUUGCCUACAAGUUCUGGUCAAGGCUAUUGAUGCAAAAUCACUGGUCAAGAACUGUCCAGAGUUCAUCAGAACUUCUAUGCUUACAUUCUUCAACAACACCGCUGAGGAUUUGAAUGGCACUAUCUUGAACUUGAGAGAUGGCCGCCAGAGCCAUCUACGAGGAGCUCACCUGAAGACGUCCACAUCUCUCUUCUACAUCAACGAUGUUGUCCUGCCUGUCCUGACAGCAAUGUUUGACCAUCUCGCUGGCUGUGAAUAUGGCAGUGAUCUAUUAUUGGAUGAGAUUCAAGUAGCAUCUUAUAAGAUGCUGGGAAGCCUGUACACUUUGGGGAUUGACUCAACUCUUACUCAUGACAGGAAGUAUCUGAAGACAGAGAUAGAGCGACACAGGCCACAGCUAGGCACAUGUCUAGGCGCUUACUCGUCUACAUUCCCUGUAGCUUACUUGGAGCCUCACCUCAACAAGCAUAACCAGUUCUCUCUGGUCAACCGCAUUGCUGAUCACUCACUAGAAGCCCAAGAUAUCCUGACCCGCAUGGAGAGCAUGAUGCCCACCCUGGACAGCAUCCUGCAGGAAGUAGACCAGUUUGUGGAGUCAGAGAAGACUUACGCAGACGCUCCUCACAUCAUCGACGUCAUCAUGCCCAUGCUGUGCUCCUACCUGCCAGUGUGGUGGAACCAGGGACCGGACAACGUCAGUCUCACUGCCGGAAACUAUGUCACAAUGGUUACCAGUGAACAUAUGAACCAGCUUCUGAAAAAUGUCCUGAAGAUGAUUAAAAAGAACAUUGGCAAUGAGAACGCUCCUUGGAUGACUCGAAUUGCUGCUUACACUCAACAGAUCAUCAUCAACUCGUCAGAAGAGCUGCUGAAAGAUCCGUUCCUGCCAUUGGCUGAGAGAGUGAAGAAGAGAACAGACACUCUGUUCCACAAGGAGGAGUCACUGAGAGGCUUCCUAAAGUCUUCUACCGAUGACACGUCACAGGUGGAGUCUCAGAUUCAAGAAGACUGGCAUCUGCUGGUCCGAGACAUCUACUCCUUCUACCCUCUGCUGAUAAAGUAUGUGGACCUCCAGAGAAACCAUUGGCUCAGGAACAACAUCCCGGAGGCUGAGGACCUGUACAACCAUGUGGCGGAGAUAUUCAACAUCUGGUCGAAAUCACAAUACUUCCUACGUGAAGAGCAGAACUUCAUAUCGGCCAAUGAAAUAGACAACAUGGUUCUGAUCAUGCCCACAGCCACUCGGCGUAGCGCUGUUGUCAGUGAGGGAGCCCCGGCCGGCGGUGGGGGCAGCAAGAAGAAGAAGAAGCACAGAGACAAGAAGAGAGACAAGGACAAAGAGUUGCAGGCCAGUCUGAUGGUGGCUUGUCUGAAGAGGCUGUUGCCCGUUGGACUGAACCUGUUCGCUGGCAGAGAACAGGAGCUGGUGCAGCAUUGCAAGGACAGAUACCUUAAGAAAAUGCCAGAAUACGACAUUGUGGAGUUUGCCAAGACUCAGUUGACUCUGCCAGACAAGAUAGAUCCUGGGGACGAGAUGUCCUGGCAGCAUUACCUGUACUCUAAGUUGGGCAGCAAGAAGGACAAUGUGGUCAACGGUGCCAAGCCUCAGCAGUUAGACGAGGUGGUGGAUAGAAUUGUAGCUAUGGCAAAAGUCUUAUUCGGGCUUCACAUGAUCGACCACCCCCAACUCCAAAGCAAGACCUGUUACCGCUCCGUUGUUUCUACGCAGAGAAAACGUGCAGUCAUUGCUUGUUUCAGACAGCUUUCUCUUCACGCUUUGCCCAGGCAUCGUGCAAUAAACAUCUUUGCGAAGACCUACUUUGAACUUUGGCUGCAAGAGGAAAAUAUAGGACAAGAAGUAAUGAUAGAAGAUUUAACUCAAUCGUUUGAAGACUCGGAGCUGAAGAAGGGAGACAAGGAGGAAGACGAAGGCAAGCCUGAUCCUCUGACUCAGCUGGUGACAACAUUCUGCCGAGGAGCCAUGACAGAGCGCAGCGGAGCGCUACAGGAGGACCCUCUGUACAUGAGUUACGCACACAUCGUGGCCAAGUCUUGUGGUGAAGAGGAAGAAGAAGGCGGAGACGAAGAAGAGGGUGGAGAAGGAGAGGAAGGUGGAGCCUCCAUCCAUGAGCAAGAGAUGGAAAAGCAGAAGUUGCUGUUCCACCAAGCCAGGCUAGCCAACCGUGGAGUGGCGGAGAUGGUACUAUUGCACAUCUCCGCAUGCAAGGGAGUCCCCAGCGAGAUGGUUAUGAAGACUCUGCAGCUGGGAAUAUCAAUCCUACGCGGAGGCAACAUUGACAUUCAGAUGGGUAUGUUGAAUCAUCUCAAAGAAAAGAAAGACGUUGGCUUCUUCACCUCAAUUGCUGGCCUCAUGAACUCAUGCAGUGUGUUGGAUCUGGAUGCGUUUGAGCGCAACACCAAGGCUGAAGGUCUGGGUGUAGGAUCGGAGGGAGCGGCUGGAGAGAAGAACAUGCACGAUGCUGAGUUUACCUGCACUCUCUUCCGCUUCAUACAACUCACUUGUGAAGGCCACAACUUGGAGUGGCAGAAUUAUUUAAGAACCCAGGCUGGUAACACGACAACUGUAAAUGUGGUCAUCUGCACAGUAGAUUAUUUGCUGAGACUACAGGAGUCUAUAAUGGACUUCUACUGGCACUACUCCAGCAAGGAGUUGAUAGAUCCUGCUGGUAAAGCCAACUUCUUCAAGGCCAUUGGUGUGGCCAGUCAGGUGUUCAACACGUUGUCUGAAGUCAUUCAAGGUCCUUGCACACAGAACCAGCAAGCACUGGCACAUUCCAGGUUGUGGGACGCUGUUGGAGGUUUUCUCUUCCUGUUCUCUCACAUGCAGGACAAACUGUCCAGACAUUCCAGCCAGGUGGAUCUGCUGAAGGAGCUCCUCAACCUUCAGAAGGACAUGAUCACAAUGAUGCUGUCCAUGCUUGAAGGUAAUGUCGUGAACGGUACUAUUGGAAAACAGAUGGUGGACACGCUCGUAGAAUCUGCGUCUAAUGUUGAGUUGAUCCUGAAGUAUUUUGACAUGUUCUUGAAGCUGAAAGACCUGACCAGUUCACCCAGUUUCCUUGAAAUUGAUGUGAACAACGAAGGAUGGGUUUUCCCCAAGGACUUCAAAGAAAAGAUGGAACAGCAAAAAAGCUAUACUCCAGAAGAGAUUGAGUUCAUGUUAUCUUGUUGUGAAACAAACCACGACGGCAAGAUCGAUUAUGUUACAUUCACGGAUCGAUUCCACGAGCCCUCAAAAGAAAUUGGCUUCAACUUGGCUGUGCUCUUGACAAAUCUUUCCGAGCACAUGCCAAAUGAACCUAGGCUGGCAAGGUUUUUGGAGACAGCAGGAAGUGUUUUGAACUACUUUGAACCAUUCCUGGGCAGGAUUGAGAUCAUGGGUGGCAGUAAGCGCAUUGAACGAGUCUACUUUGAGAUUAAGGAAUCCAACAUUGAACAAUGGGAGAAGCCUCAAAUUAAGGAGUCAAAGAGGGCGUUCUUUUACUCUAUCGUAACAGAGGGUGGAGACAAGGAGAAGCUGGAGGCGUUCGUUAACUUCUGCGAGGACGCCAUCUUUGAGAUGCAGCACGCCAGUGGACUGAUGGCAGUGGAUGACGGAGGCGGUGGUGGUGGCAAGGCGAGGAAGGCAGCGUAUGCCUACAUGGCUGAAGAUGAAGAUGAGAAGAACGCUAAGGACCCAAUCAGAAGGAGUUUGACAGCUGUGAAGGACGGACUAUACUUUUUGCUGGGUAUGUUCUCUCCCUCCAACAUAAAGGCCAAGAUCGGGGAAAUGCAGCAAAUGACACCAGUAGAACUCUUGCUCGGGUUUUUCAAAAUCUUUUUCUACAUGUUCUACUACGCUGGUUACAGUGUUUCUGUUGUACUCAAAUACAUCGGUGGUCUGAUCAUGUCUCUGAUGAGAGGACCAGUGGUUGAGGAGCCCGUAGUGGAGGUGGUAGAAGAGGGGAGGAUCGGACCUUUGCGAGUGUUACCAGCGUUACCUCCCUCGGACGAAGGCAACGCUCAAGGCGAUGGAGGCAAGGACGACACAGGACAGACUAGAGCUCACGAAGGCUCCCCACCAUCACCUGGUGGUGAAGGAGAGGGAGGAGAACCACUGCCUGAAGGUGAAGGAGGGGAAGAGCACAAGGCUGAAGGAGAAGGUGGCGAAGGAACUCCGCACAUCACACUGGCUGACCUGCUUGGAGGAGAAGCUGCGCGUAGAGAAGCCGCAGCUGUGGCCGAGGUCGCUGCACAACAACAAGCUGUCAUGGCUGCAGUGGAGGCCGAGACCAAGCAAGAAGUGUCCACCGAGCCUUCAGCCAUAUCUCAGAUUGAUUUCAACAGCUACACUCAGCGUAUUGUGAGUUACCUUGCUAGGAACUUCUACAAUCUCAAGUAUGUCGCCUUGGUUUUGGCCUUCUGUAUCAACUUCAUCUUGCUCUUCUACAAGGUAACGACGUUGGGAGAGGAUGAUGACGGAGCCGCAGAGCCAGGGUCUGUAGAGGAGUUGAUGGAAGAGCUGAUCCAAGGUAGUGGCAGUGGAGCUGGUGCUGAGGACGACGGCGGGGAUGGCUUAGGCAGUGGUGAAGAAGGAGGUGAUGAAGAAGACCCCAUAGAACUUGUGCAUGUAGAUGAAGACUUCUACUACAUGGCACAUGUGAUGAGGUUGAUGGCAUGCCUUCACUCUUUGGUGUCUCUGGCCAUGUUGAUUGCUUACUACCAUCUCAAGGUUCCGCUGGCUAUUUUCAAACGUGAGAAGGAGAUUGCAAGACGGCUGGAAUUUGAUGGCUUGUACGUCGUGGAACAACCAGAAGAUGAUGAUAUCAAGGCUCAUUGGGACAAACUGGUCAUAUCUGCCAAAUCAUUUCCGGUCAACUACUGGGACAAAUUUGUUAAGAAGAAGGUGCGGCAAAAGUACAGUGAAUCUUAUGACUUUGACUCAAUCAGUAACUUGCUUGGAAUGGAGAAGACAUCAUUCAGCAUGGAAACUGAAGAGAGCACUGGCCUUAUUAGCUUUAUCCUCAACAUAGACUGGAGAUACCAAGUAUGGAAAGCAGGAGUUACCAUCACAGAUAAUGCCUUCCUCUACAGCUUGUGGUAUUUUGUGUUCUCUGUCUUCGGGAACUUCAAUAACUUCUUCUUUGCUGCCCAUUUGCUUGAUGUUGCCGUUGGUUUCAAAACUCUGCGUACGAUCUUGCAGUCUGUAACUCACAACGGAAAACAGUUGGUGUUGACAGUAAUGCUACUUACCAUCAUUGUAUACAUAUACACCGUCAUUGCCUUCAACUUCUUCCGCAAAUUCUACAUCCAAGAAGAAGACGAAUCAGUGGAUAAAAAAUGUCAUGAUAUGUUAACGUGUUUUGUGUUCCACUUGUACAAGGGUGUGAGAGCUGGAGGUGGUAUUGGUGACGAGAUCGAACCUCCAGACGGAGACGACUAUGAAGUUUACCGCAUCAUGUUCGACAUCACCUUCUUCUUCUUUGUCAUUGUCAUUCUGCUAGCUAUCAUUCAGGGUUUGAUCAUUGACGCCUUUGGAGAGUUGAGAGACCAGCUUGAGAGUGUCAAGGAAGACAUGGAGUCCAACUGUUUCAUCUGUGGCAUCGGGAAGGACUACUUUGACAAAGUUCCUCACGGGUUUGACACUCACGUGCAACAGGAGCACAAUCUGGCUAACUACAUGUUCUUCCUUAUGCACUUGAUCAAUAAGCCAGACACUGAAUACACUGGUCAAGAGACUUAUGUAUGGAACAUGUAUCAACAACGUUGCUGGGACUUCUUCCCGGUCGGAGACUGCUUCCGCAAACAGUAUGAGGACGAGCUGGGUGGCGGCUAAGCAUUUCUUCUUCUCUUCACCCUCUGUCGGUCCUACUCUCGCUGAGCCCUUGUAAAAAGCCUACCUUCUAUUUGUAAAUUGAACGAAUUUAUAUUAAACUGUUUUCUAAA